Loxodonta africana (African savanna elephant) is the source of this 38500-nucleotide messenger RNA. RefSeq names its product Fli-1 proto-oncogene, ETS transcription factor (gene FLI1). The coding region runs from base 34456 to 35715 and encodes 419 amino acids. The transcript has 9 exons. Gene Ontology annotation, cellular component: nucleus. Lineage: Eukaryota; Metazoa; Chordata; Mammalia; Proboscidea; Elephantidae. Gene Ontology annotation, molecular function: sequence-specific DNA binding; DNA-binding transcription factor activity, RNA polymerase II-specific. The record is from RefSeq and is a predicted model, not a curated record. Gene Ontology annotation, biological process: regulation of transcription by RNA polymerase II; cell differentiation.
CGCUGGGUAUCGCCUGGCCGCCAGCUUCCUCCCGCCCGAGGCCAAGGAGCCGGGGGCGGAGGUGCAGCCGCCAAUAGUCGGGAUCCCGUCUGGCGGGGCCCCGAGAUGGGCAAGUGGGCUGGUUGCUGGCGGUCGGGGUGCACGCGAGUGUGUCUGCGGGUCUGUCUGCGUCGUGCUCCUCCGGAGGCAAGCCCUGUUUACAUGUCAGCGCGGCCGGUUUCCCUUCCCUCUUCGCUCCGUCUGUUGACCUGAUCUCGGCGCUGGAAGCGGCCCCUCCGGCAGGGACUCUUCUUUCCUGGCCUGGGACCCGGGCCCUCGGCGCCCAGGAGUGCUCCGGCCUCAGGGGACGGACUCCCGGCGCUGUCUUCUCCAAGAGGGUCCCGUGCCCCUCAGAGCCGCUUCUUACCCUCCGCUGCCCGGCACCGGUUCGGCCCGCGCCCCCCGCCCGGGUGUCAGUUGUAAUGUGCAGCAGCGGAGGAUGAUGAAGGUCUGGUUCCAAGUAAAACUUCAGGACGGUCGACUGCCCGCUCCCUCUGAAAGGGAGAAGUGGGGCCAAGAGCUGAGAGGAGGGACACCCCCUAACGUGUCUAGCCUCAGGGCGGGCCAAGGCCGGCCUUCCGACCGGGACCAAGGGGAAUGAAUGGGGCCAGGAGUCGGCUGCGCGGUGCAGCGCACAACCAAGCAGGGGUUGCCUGCAAAAUCUAUUAGGCUGGUGAGGUGGGGACUGGCAGAGCCCGCCAACCCCAGAGCCCAAAGGAAUCGACUCCUUGCUCAGGGCUGAGUAAGAGGAGGCUAAGAAUGUUGCGUUUGGAGAAUUUCAGAGAUUUUUAUCAUCUGGGUGGGGUUUAAAGAGCGUGGUUUUUAUUUUGUUUUGUUUUCUCUGCAAAGUUUGAAAUAUGCUGACUUAGGUAAAAGGCACCAACCGAAGGAACUUUAAAAUCUAGAGAUGAGAUAACUGAUUGUAAGGGAUUAAUGGGAGUCUGUGUGAGUCUGGGUCCCUCAAGCUUAAGUGUGGUGAGGAGUGGGUGAGAGAAGCUUUGGGGGAGGGAACCAUUUUACGCCUGCUUUGGGUCUCUCCUUCAUGUUGGUGUGUGCGUACAAUUCUCUGUGUCCCUGGAUUUAGUAAGAAGAUGCUCCGCUCCAGAAAACUCCCCCUUGGUCAGGACACUUACCCAGAAGGCCCACCUCCUAUCCGGAAGGGUGGUAAGAUGGCUCCAGGGUCUUGACAUCCUAAGGAGAAGUGAAGCAAUAUUUCUGCACUGCUCAGACCUCUAAGCACAGGCCCUGAGCGGAGGGAGGAAGCUGUGGGCUGUGUACCCAGGAUGUGCUAACCUCUCAGACACACACAGGGAUUGGCAUGGCGGACAGCGAGAAUAGGCUUGGACCAGGAACCUGACACUUGAUGCCUAGGAUGGAAGUGCAGGUUCUCUCUUUUCACGCGGGUGCUGGGAGCCUCCGCAUCCCUCCACUUUUGCCCUAGGAACAUUUCUUAUCUCUCGCUUGGUUACUUGGUUGUGAGAGCCUCUCAAGCUAUCUUCAGUCCCACAGUUCAGAAGGAUUGAAUCUUAGCGUAGACUUCAGCAUUUAAAUUGUGCAAAAGUCAAGUUGCCUGUGCACGUGUCACCUCUGAAUGUUGGGGUUCCCAGACUAGAGAUGGUGAUGGAGACUCUGGUGGAGGUAAGUUAGUAAUCAUGAAACAAACAGUGGGACUGACUUACCUCCACCAGAGUCUCCAUCACCAUCUCUAGUCCUCAAAUAGCCUGCUCACAUGCUCUUAGGAGAGUACUUACCUUCCUAUCCAAUAAACCCGGUACUAUAUUGAGAGAGGUCCGACUUGAAUUCCCUGUCAGAGGUCUAUAGACAGAUCUAAUUUGUGGACACAGAUUCAGAACAUGCAUCCCAGUUUGAACUGCCCUGAAAACUCAGCUCUGAGUGAUUCUGGGAUGUGGUUUGUGCACCUGCAUGUUUCAUCCUCCGAUAUAAGGCAUGUCUAUAUUUUAAAAUAUCUGUGGGUCUUAGAGCUCGGGAGGUGUUUGGUCUAAGAAGCCAGAGAAGUUUGGAUUUCUUCACAGAAGCUCUUUAUUCUGUACAUAAUUUGCACAAUUCCAUGUCUUUACAAAAUCUUAAUCUCAUUGUCCUUAUUAUGAUAAAUCCUUCUGUAUCGUGUUAUCUUCUUAUCAAGUUGGUACCACCAGAGUUGGCAGGAUCCAUUCCACUCCUCUCUGGCCACAGACAUGUUAACCUGUGAUAUGAAACAACGCCCAACUCCGCCCAUGCUCCACACAGCGAUAGUAUCAGUGUUGAAAAGCAUGUGAUACUGGCGGCUGCUUUAAGAAGUGACCUGGUUUCAAAAACUGCAUCUUAGUUCUAGGCAAGCUUCAACUGAGUCCAAUUAUUUCAUCUGUGGAUGCUCAACUCAAGCACAUAGUGCCCUCCAAAAUGGGUAAGCAAUUGUAGUGAAUGUAGUAGGGAAAUGAAUAGGCAACUCAAAGUCAGGAAAUGUGGGUUCAUUCACAGUUGUGCUACUUACUGCUAUGUGCCCUUUGGCCAGGCACGUAGCUCCCUGAGUCUUCUUCGUUUCUUCAGUUAUAACGUGGGCCUUAAAGUACCUCCUGGUCACAAGACGCAGUAAGAAUUAAAGUCUGGUACUUUCGUUGAAAAGGAGCCCUGAUGGUGCAGUGGUUGAGUGCUUGGCUGGCAGCCAAAGGUAGUUGGUUCACAGGAGAAAAGAUCUAGUGAACUACUUCAUAAAGAUUUAAGCCUAGGAAAUCCUAGGAGGCAAAGGCACACAACAACGACUUUAGUUGAAUACACUUAGUUGAAUUUCUCCUUUGACAUUGGACUUGUAGGGAUUGAUUGGCCAGAAAACUAGAUCACAGGUCUAGAUUAGCUAUAAUCCAUAUUUCAUUUAUUCGACAAGUAUUUAUCAUAUGUCUGUUAUGUUUCAAGGAGUCCCUGGGUGCUACAAACAAUUAAGUGCUCGGUUACCAAGCAAAAGGUUGGACGUUUGAGUCCAUGCAGCGGCACCUUGCAAGAAAGCCCUGGCGACUGGCUUCUGAAAGGCUACAGCCGUGAAAACUGUAUGGAGCUCAGUUCUGCCCUGACACACGUGAGGUUGUCAUGAGUUGGAAUCAUCUUGAUGGCGGCAGGUUUGGUUUUUUAUGUUCCAAGACUGUUUUCUGUAUUGAAUAACAAAAUAGGGACCAAAAGUCUUAGGUAGUUUACACUCUAGCAGAGGUGAUGGACAUAAAGAAAGAAACAAACGCAUGCCUGGUGGUGGCACAUCUUCUGAAGAACAAUAAAGCAGGUAAGGGGAAAGAAAAUGAUUGAGAUAGAUCAGGAUGGUCAGGGAAGGCAUCUCUAAGGAGGUCCCAGUUGAGCCGAGAGACAAUUAGUGAUCAUUCUUCAUCUCAGAAAAGACACAUUUACCACACAACCAUCAAUGAUGGAAGAGCAGGGAAACAGGAAAGAAAGAUUGCCCUUUCAGCUAGGCUCUGAGAACCAGGGAGGUCAAUGUGGCAGACAGGCAGGAGGGAGGUUGUUGGUGACGGGCAGCGCUGGUGCCCAUGGGAAGCGUCAGGGCAGGGUCCUGCAAGGAAGCAGAAGAAAAAAAAGAAUUUAGGCAACAAACACAUGGGAACAAAGCCUUUACUCCCGGCCUCAAAAAGAUGUCGCCUGAAAUUUGAAGAGUGAAAAUUCACCCCCCUUGCCUCCGUCCCAUCACCUAAAAUCAUAAGAAUGGAGACAAGAUGGACUCAAUCAGUUUAUCUGCCCCCAUGACCUGGCAGAAUUGCGUCCCUCAGGUUAUUUUCAAAUGCUGAAUCCUGUUUGGUUUGUGAAAAAUGUCUACAAAACAGCUUCCUUCCACUUCAACUGCUGCUCAGGCUUGUAACUUUAGAGCUUUAGAGAAUAUUUAGCUUGACAUUCUCAUUUUGUAGGUGAGGAAACUGAGGCACAGUAGAUUGUCCAAGGUCACACACUGACAGAGUCAGGGUGAGAAUUCAGGUCUCCUGAUCCUCAGGCCAUGUUCUUAUCACUAUGCCAUGAUGAUUUCAUCUAUUUUCAGUACAUUAUGGUGAAUUAUAGAAUCCUAGAAGCAGUGCACGUGUGUGUGUGUACGUGUGUGUGUGUGUAUGAAAGAGAGAGAGAAGAAAUAAAGCGAUAGAGAGAGGGCUGUUUAAAAGAACAGUCACGAACAAUCUGGCACUUCAGACUAAAGACACUUCUGUUAUUUAUUGAAAAAUGUAUUACUAUCAUCUUGAAUUCUUCCCAUACUAAACACAGGUAAUUCCAAACUUCCAGGAAGGAUUUUUACACAACUGUCUCCCAAAACAAAUCCUUUUUUUCCUGUCAACAAAGAAAAUCAGAUUUUUUAUACCAGAAGACGUGAUAAUAUUUCCCUUAAAUAACCAACGGGCCCCACUAUAGGCCGUAAGUAGGUAGGCUGAAUUCCUAUGUCAACUCUUUUAUUAAUUUAAUAUUUGCCUAUUUAAAUAAAAUGUAAUCAGAUGCACUGGAACACAUUUUUCAGACUGUGUAUCAAGUAGAUCCUAAAUGACAGCAGCAUCAAAUAAGAGUCAAGAUUUCUACAUCACCUUCUAUUUGGGGUUGACCAGUUAGCUUGGCAUGGGUUUAAAAAUGUGGUUGAUUUAAACCAUGCCUAUUUUUUUAUUUUCUAGAAAUAUGGCAUUAAUCUAAUGUGAGAACUUAGCUGCCCCCAGCAAAAGAAGUUGAGAAACUUUCUAUGAUGCUGAGCCACCAGCAGAAUUUCUAGUGGGUUUGGACGUUUAUACACCCUCAACUUCCAGAAAAUAUGCUUAAAUUGUAAAUCAGCACACAGGCCAUAGGCAAAGUCCUAGUCUUCCCUGGGAGUAGUCUGAUUCUGUCUGAAGCUUAGUAUAACGUUUUCAGGCUAGGCCCAACUGUCUAGAGUUACCAUUUGACUGACUUAGAGUCUGGAAUGGAAAAAUCCACUAUUUCCUAUCAAUUUAGACAACCACUUGCAUUGUGUAGGUAUAGAAUAACGUUUUUGUUUUGUUUUGAACAGCAAGACUUUUUUUUUUUUUUUGGAUUGUACCCAAAACUAGGAGCCCUGGUGGUGCAGUGGUUAAUGCAUUCACCUGUUAACCAAAAGGCUGGUGGUUCAAAACCCACCAACAUCCCGAGAGAGAUGUGGCAGUUUGCUUCCAAAAAGAUUUACAGCCUUGGAAACCCUAUGGGGCAGUUCUGCUCUGUCCUGUAGGGUCACUGUAAGUAGAAAUUGACUUGACAGCAGUUGAGUUUGGGUUUUCGGGGGUACCAGAAUAGUCUUUCUCAGUUUAUCCUUUGCCUGGUGUUUUGUGGCAAAUUGACUAGGCGAAAGGACGUUGGCCAUUAUGUGUGUACAUAGACACAACCAAUCUCACAAAACCUUCAACUUGCCAUAAUAACUUUUUUAGUAACCUCAGAGCUAUGCAGGUGUCUUUUCUUCUGCAGAAGACCACACCCUGUUUCACUUUCUGUUGCUUUAAUGACUUAGUAUCUGUAGUGCUCAUCCCAUCCAUGUAUUAACUCACCGAUGGCGCGGUAUUACUAAGUGAUGUCACUCUUCAUAUGUUACAGUUCUGCUACUGAUCUGUUUGAUCCACCAUCAGUAGCCCAUGCACGUUGAGAUGUUUCCCCAGAGACAAUGGAUGGGGUUUCUCUAUCCUCAUGCUGUCACCUUUAGCGCCGGCAUCUCAGAAGUUUGUCAGAAUUAGAUGCACGGUCUACAGAAUAACUUUCUCUGUGCCAAGCUAACUGACCUUACCGGGAUCUAUAUAUAACCCUAGCCUCGCUGGCCUCAUAAACUGACCGUUAUGCAGGGACUGAACUAGGUGACUGUGUCCUGUGAAGACACGCAAGGGGACAGAAGGGCUGCUGCCCUGGUGACCUAGCAGGAGGAUAACCAGGUGUGUGCACCGCAGAAUGCAUUAAGUGUGAUGAUAGCCCUGAGGAAGGAGAGAUUUCAAUUAAGAGGCAGAGAGCGGUCUAAUAAUAGUAGUUAUUUGUCUAAUUCUUUCAUGUACACUGUUGCAUUGAAUCCUCACAACAGUUCUAUGCGAGGUAGCAUCAUCACAUGCCCGUUUUGUACAGAGGAAAUUAAAGUUCAGAGUGGUUCAGUAACUUGCCCAAGAUUACAGGUAAUGGGUGACAGAGCCAGGUUUCCAGCCUUUCGCUUUUCCUGCACGUAUCAGCCACACUGCCUCUUGGUGCAGGUGGAUCCGUAUCCAGACCUUGAAGGAUGGGAAGGACUUUUGCAAAGGAAGAUCCGGUGUCGAAGGGCUUUCAGGAAAGUGGAUUAGUUUUGGGGAGGGUGCAUCUGGAGGAGAAGGUAAAAGUGGGGAGACUGGAUGGGAUUAGAUUAUGGAGGACCUUGUUGUUGUCUUGUGCCAUUGAGUCCAUACAGACUCACACAACCCCAUGUGUUACAGAGUAGAAUUGCCCCAUAGGGUUUUCUUGGUGGUAAUGUUAACGGAAUCAGAUCACCAGGCCUUUCUUCUGUGGUGCCAAUGGAUGGGUUCAAGCUGCCAACAUUUUGAUUACCGGCUAAGCUCAAACUGCUUGUGUCACCCAGAGAAUUUAAAUACCAUAAAAGAGUUUGGGUUUUAUAAAAUAUAUAGGAAGGAGGGGUGAGAAGUUUUUGAAUUGAGGGAUGAUCUACAUAGCUAUGGGAAUCUGUUAUGGACUGAAUCCUUCCUAUUCUCACCCCACUUCGCAGGAAAUGGAGAUGGGAGUGGUCCCAUCACUUCUGGGAGGCCACACAAGUGAGCGACAGUCAGGAUUAGAGGCAGAAAAUUUUGACAACCAGUGAUAUGUCCAGGCAACGAGACCACGCUACCAGCUGUCUUUAAAGAAAUAUGUAUAUUAAAUGCAGAGUCGGGGUGGGAGGGAGAAACCCUCAUUUAAUCAGAUCUCAUAAAAAUGUGUUUAUCCUUUUUCCUCCCUUAAAUGUGGCUUCUCCGUCAGGGUUCUGGGGAUUUCACAGCAAGUCGUUCAAUUGGCACAUCUAUCCUGGGCUACAAUUUUAGUUCCUUUUAGAAUGAGUCAGCAGAUAGUAAUUGAGAAGAGACAAAAAGGAAAGGUUGUUUCCCUGAAACUCAAAUCAUAUUUCUAUGGAAAUUCAGAGGAGUCUCGUCGUAUUCUUUCAGGAACUGAUCGUCAGUUGGAAAUAUUGACAAUUUACCCAAGCAAACCAAAGUCUCUAAGAGUUAUCUCCUGCGUUGCAGGUAGGACCAGAGAGUGAGUGUUCAGAUGCAUUUUCAGAUAAUUCAGACCAACUGCAGAUCAGCUUUUAAAUUGUUCAUAAAUUCCAAAAUGAACCAAAACACCAGCGUAUUUGAAAAUUUCCCCCCCCCCUUUGGGGGAAUAAUGCAUCUGCCAUAGAGUUCAUGGUCCAAAUUCCAGAGUAUGAAUUUUGUCUAACCACUCCAAAGAGAAUUCAGGCUCAAAAACUGAAAUUCACUCCCAAUUACCCAACCAGUGCUAUGCAUCCAAGGCAGUGAAAGGCCUACUGUCACAUCUUACUGCCCGCCCGCGAGAGGCCAGGAUUACAGGUGCCGUGGGAGCCUUAACCAUGAGUUUCUAGACAUGCAUGGGGUUCAGCUAGACACCCAGCAUUCCAGUAGCACAGUUGUUGGGUCUGACCAUCUGGGUGUGCAUUGACUUCAUGUGUGAAGGAGUCUGUGUGUGAGUGAUUUUGUGGUAUCUCUCAUGUAGCAGGAAUAUGAAAACAGACAGGUGAAUUUAUAGGGAAUUACUCAGUUUGAGAGUCAUCUUUAAUACCGUUAGAAUCUAUAUACCUUCUUAUGUUUAGAUGGAAGCCCUUAGUCUUGCAGUCAUCUUGUCUUUAGGCAUUUGUGGCUUUAUGCAUUCAUUCACCAAACAGUUGAAUAACACUGCCCUGCACAGUGCUCAACAGAACUCCAUGUAACUGAACAAAAACAAAAUGCCUCAGUGAUGCCUUCCAGACUGCUAGGGAGCAGAGGUUUCCCUGCUUUCUGAUUUUAAGCUCUAACUUUUGGAGAUUCCAAAAUAAGCAAUACUCAUUAGGGGGAUCUUUAUUUGUGGCUUCUUGGUAAAAGCAAGUUUGGAUUCAUUAUUGCAAAGGUGACAGCCAGCUCAUAACUUCCAUGGCUGCUUUGCUCUUGGUACUACUGCUCUAUGGUGGAGACAUUUUCUGAAAACUGGGACUUCAGCCAAGAAAACUCCUUCUCCCUCUUAUUCUCCCUUUCUCAGCUUUUUGCAUAUUAACAUGAGAGAAAAAUACCGUAAAUAAAGUGAAAAGAUAAAUGAGAAACUGAGAAAGCGUAUUUCUCAUACAUAAGACAAAGGGCAAAAUGCCUUACACAUACAAAGACCGCUUACAAAGCAAUAAGAAAAAUAGCAAAUACUAUGAACAGGCAAUCAUAGAAAAAGAAACACAGAGGGCAGCCAAUAAACAUGUGAAAAGAAUCUCAACUUCCUGGGUAGAGACAUUCAGGUGAAAAUAAUGAAAUUCCAACGUGUAUCACCUAUGAGGCUGGCAAGGGUUAAAGCAGUUUCCUGAAGCCUCAUGUUAGAAACGGUGAGAGGAAAUGUCACCGUCUUACCCUAUUAGAAGUGGGAAUGUUACUUGGUAUAAUCUUUCUGGAGGGCAAUUCGGUAAAUAUCUAAUGAGAUAUUAAAUAUUUAUACAAAUUUGAUAAUCAUUCCAACUCUAAGAAUUUAAUCUUACAGAUAUACACAGACACACUAAAGAUAAACAUAAAAGAUGUUUACUGCAGCAUUGUUUAUAAUGGCAAAAAAAAAAAGGAAAUUACCUAAAUGCUCAUCAACAGUGGACUAGCUACACAAGUUACGGAAAAGUCGUUUAAGAAAAUGCCGUGUAACUGUUAAAUGGAAUAAAGUCAGUUAUAUAAACUGAUUUAGAAAGUUCUCCAAGGUAUAUUACCACAUGGGGAAAAAAAACUUCCAAAAUGUGUGGUCUCAUUUAUGUAAAAGAAAUUGAAAACAUACCCAAAUAUGUGAUUCCUUAUGCAUAAAUAACAUCUGGAAGGACAAAUAAACGCUUAGCAGUGGCUACCUCUGGGCAGGGAGAAGGAGACUUUUAUUUUUCACACUAGAAACUUCUGUAGUGUUCAAUUGUUUAAAAUCAUUUGUAUAUAUUGCUUUUAUAAUAAAAAAAACUGAUAGAAAAAAUCAAAAGCAGUAAACUUUUAAAAAGUCUGAUGGGCACCAUUUUUCUGCCCCAAAUGUGUUGAUUUCAGAGAUUUUUGAGUCUCAUUCUGGAGUAAAUACAGGGAGAAGUAGUCUAGGAUCUGAAUUCUAGUCCCAGCUCUAUCCCAAACUAGCUGUGAGAUCUUAGGCAACUCGCUUCACUCCUUCAGCCUUCCUGUAUGUAAGGUUCUCUCAGGUAUGAAAUGAAGGUAUGACUUUACAAUUUCCUUUCAGCUCUUGCCUUUGUAUAACUGAAGUCCUGGGCAGGCUUCAAGAAUGUUUCUUACUUUGGGGCGCGGGUGGCUGAAGCUCCUGUGGACGUUCUAGCAGAGCUCACAUACUCUUCCUCAACCACGGGACUGAGUUUCGUUUUGGGGAGUGGCAGUCGAGGCCACUUGAAGGCUGGGGCUCCUAGGAGGUGCUCUGUGAAUUUCCGUGAGCUGGUCGUUGUUAUUGCCAGGUGACACUGGCACUGUGAUAAUCUUUUUGCAUUAAUGUAAACUAAGAAUAGGGCCUGACUCUGCUUUGGGGUCUUAGACUCUUUUCCAAAAUUUUGUCUCAUUUAAAGCCCACAGCACAUUCGGCCUUAUAGGCUUUCCCACUUGACUUUUUAAAAAACCUGUUUAAUAGGAGGGAAAUUGAAUUCGUCUGGUUUUAAUUCAUUUACACUUAGCCCUUCAAAAAAAAAAACAAACCAUAAAAUAACAAAAAGCAGUAUUUUGAGGACUUAUUUGAUGUCCAAGAAAAAUUUUGAGCCUUGUAAUGAGUUUUCUGGAAGGCUUUUUUUCUUCUUCUUCUUCAAACAGGAAGUGGUACCGCACUAUGGGCAAACACACUCAACCCCAAAAGGCCCCAAUUCAGUGUGAAACUAUAUCACCCACCAUUUUUCACGAGCCCCAAUGGCCCCAGCUAAGACCUUUCUUCUCCUGGUACUUACCUAAAGCAAGAGAGUCAUGCGCCUCCCACCUAAGGGGGAAUAACAAUGAGGAAGAGCAAUCAAAAUAGUAGGAAAAAGAAUAAGCUAUUUAUCCAGCUCUGUGUGCCAAUAUAUAUUCUAACCUUUAUAGACACAAUCACAUUUGAUCUUUAACAACCCGAGAAAGGUACUAAAAUCUCCAUUUUGAAGAUGUGGGAUAACUUACCUAAGAUCUAUGGCUAGAAUUUUUUUAACUCUAGUUGCCUCCAAAGUUCAUAGAGCUUGUCGUUGUUGGUCGUCAACUCGUAGCAACCCCAUGCACAACAGGAUGGGACCAUUGUAACCCAUAGGGUUUUCAUUGGCUGAUUUUCAGAAAUAGAUCAACAGGCCUUUCUUUCUAGUCUGUUUUAGUCUGGAAGCUCUGCUGAAAACUGGUCAGCGUCAUAGCAACAUGCCAGCCUCCACUAACUGAUGAGUGGCGGCUGUACUACAUGAAGUGCAUUGGCCUGGAAUCAAACCCAGGUCUCUGGCAUGGAAGGUGAGAAUUCUACCACUGAACCAUCAAUGAUCUCUUUCAUAGAGUUUAGCUGCAGUGACACGUUGCCAGAUUGACAUGCACAUCCACAUAGUUUAGGCUCCAAACUUAACCUACCUAUUGAGAACUACAUGGGUUCCAUUGCUGUUGUUUGUUCUUUUAGUCUGGUCAGAUUUUGUUUUGCCCUUUGGUCUGGUCAGAUUUAUUAAAUUACUCCCUUCUCUGCUGUCCUUUUCUCAAGAAGGCCUAAGCACUGUAUUUCCCAGGUAAGAGAACCUGCCUGCCUUUGUUAGCAGGUAUACUAGCGAGUAGCAAGGCAGGGUAAAAUCAAUGGGUUCUGUUUUACCUAAAUGAGCUAAAGUGGUAAUGUAUUAAAAAAAAAAAAAAAUUCUGUAGCUCAGUAGAGACGAGCAUGUUUUUUGACCAUGCUUUCUCCUCUGUCCUUCUACCUCUUCUGUCUUUUUCUCUCUUGCUCUAACUCUUGCUCUCUUUUUCAUUCUCUUUCACCCAGAUACACGCACAACUACACACACUUAAAGAAAAAAACAGAUUUGGGAGGUUAUGAAAAACCCAAAGAAGGGAAUGUUUUGCAAGGUUAAAAGGAAAUUGUAGAGAAAGUCUAGCUUUGGGCUCCAGCUUCUCCUCAAUAGCAUUUCUUGUUAUUUCAAGGUUGAUUGACUCGUAACUGCAUCCAAAGCCACCUCACAUCAGUUCCUUUAUCAGCACAAGUGAGACUUCCUGUGGACUGGCCCAGCUUCCUGAUAGAUUUCCUUUUUCCUUUGGCAGAACAAAGAAAACCAUAGCUCCAAGGAUCCUUGGGACAAAACAUAAUUUAGCACCGAAGAACCUAUUAUUUAAAAUUUUUCAUUCUCCACGCGUAGGGGCUAGUGCCUGCCUUUGCAUAUUCUCGGUGCGUUCUGUACAUCAUCGUGGUGAACGCCACAUGCAGUUAUCAGGGGUCAAUGAGCUACUUGAACCCAUCCUGGCGAUGGUUUGAUUUCAUUCAAGGGAGGAAAAUGAACCCAUUCUCCCCUCUAACACUGUGUGAGCGCCCCCUGCCCCGUACACACAUGCACUUUAAGACCUACAUGGACCACCUCUCUCUAUAGGUUUUACUCUUUCAUUACUCACAUUCAGCAUAACAGGUCAUCAAAGGAACCCUCUUAUUUAGAGGUUUCAACCUAACUGUGUUUGAGGUUCUAAGUAAAAACAUACUUACAAGAAAAUAAUUUCAAAAUGCAUCUUAAGUCUCAUCCAAGUCAAUUGAAGAAGAAAACUCAGAAAUUGGAGCAACUGUGGCUUUCCUCUUUUGCCUGGAGUGCCCAUUUCACCCCUUAUCUCUAGGCCUUGCUACCUACUUUACACGUGAUUACUGAACGCCCUUUAGCUAUAACCAAGUUAACCAAAGAGCAUUAUUAAAUAAACUGCAUUUCUUUCUGUCACAUCUCCCGAAGCAACUCUCACACCUUGCUGAAUUGUAUUCCUUCCCACUACUCAUAGGAAGUAAAAGACCAUUGCAUGGAAGAAUAACUGAGUUAUGGAGACUAAAAUUAGCUGUGUCCAAAGAUGAGAACUGGGCAGCAGACUCUGGAAGACACUGAAAGCAGAACUCAGACAUUCUGCAAUAACUGUGUUGCCUGGAACAAAGACAUCAAGGCUCAUUGAACCCACAGGCACUCAGGUCUUUUUUGUUCAUUGCUCCUAUUUCCUGACCGUUGUCAUCAUACUCCUGGGAAAUUGCAGAUGGCACUUUCCAUGGGAGCCAUCUAGGCUGUUAAGCAAUUAUGUAGGCACCCAAAUAUUACUAAAAACCAGAUGAAACUCGUUGCCGUUGUAUCGAUUCCAACUCAUAGUGACCCUAUAGGACAGAGUAGAACUGCCUCAUAGUGUUUCCAAGGCUGUAAUCUCUAUGGAAGCAGACUGCCACAUCUUUCUCCUGUGGAGCGGCUGGUGGGUUUGAACCGCCAACCUUUCGGUUAGCAGCUGAGUUCUUAACCACUGUGCUACCAGGGCCCCUAAAUGUUAUGGAGUGCCUUUUUCCCUUUACAACCAUCACUGAUAUGGACUGGAAAAGAAUUGAAGCUGCAGUGUAACUCCCCUGGCAAGAGGCGUCGAUAAGGGAAGAGGGCCCAGUUCCUUCAUAUUCAUGUCUCCCAGUGCCACCCUCAACAUGAUCAUCUGUAGAGGAAAAUGGGUUAAAGGGCAUUCUCGAAGCGGAAAAUAACUCAGAAACUGUGUGGCACGAGAGGAGUGUGAGAGUGGGCGUGGGCGUGAUUAGGGAUGUUCAGUUUCUGCACAACUCGCUUUGGUGACGCCGAGGGUUAGAAUGACUGCACCUGUAUGCAUGAGUAGCAGAUCCUUCCGAGCACUGGACAACCCCAGCACUGCUCUCUGCCACCAGUUCUGUAACCGGGCCAGUGACGAGCCUGGAAUCCUAGAGCCUAGGUCCAUGCGCUAUCUCAUGCUAUCUCCCAGCCCUGAAAUCAGUGCCUAUGGAGAACUGACCUUAGCCUCCUCCAUAGUAAGAGCAUAUUGGGUCAAAGGGCACAGGUCAUUUUGCUCAAAUAGGGCCUUUGGUGCAACAUCAGAUUUCCCUAGGUCAGGACUGGAGGACCACCUCUAGGGAGUGAAGACAGAGUUACAUGAACAGUACUUUCUGCACUAUUCUAGAAAGGGGAGGGGAGCCAGAGCAGACUGCUUUUCUGGAAAUGUCAUUUCAGAAGACUGGCAUGUGGAAGAUUUUCCCAGGUGCCUUGGGGAAGGCAUACAGGCCUGUGGGUUGGAUGUUCUGGACAGUAGAACCUCUACGUUAUUCCUUCUGGAAAUUUGUGCAUCACCAUAUACUUACCGGGUCUGUAGUGUGGUCAGUGAAUACCAUGGUUGCCCUUCCCUGCCUACCCAGAGUUUGCCCUCAGAAGGUCAUGUGUACAAACCAUGACUGGGCAGUGGGGCUGGGUUUGGAGCUCAUAAGAAUUAAUGAUUUCUUUCCAUCAGUUUGGGCUGGGUAUGACCCAAACUCCCUUUUGCCCAGAGCAUGCUUUUUUUUUUUUUUUUUAAUUUUUAAGCCCUGUACGUAUUUCAUGGGAAAUUUCACACGCCUGUUUCUGAUUCAAUUCCAAUUAAAGGCUCAGUGUUGGUUUUGUAAGAGCCCUUUGAUGAUUCAGAUCCUUGUUAGUUCAUAACUUUUUUUUUCCUUCUAAAGUCCACAGAAAUUUAAUAAAUGUUGCUCAGACAUUUGCAUGCUUAAUUGUUAAAAAUAAUUGGAAACAGGAGAGAAUAUUUCACCAGAGUGCACAAAACAAGCAAGUUUACAAGGGAAAGGAGAGAAAUGCCUCCACGAAGGUGAACUUCUGUGGGAAAAUAAAAGUAUCUCUGGAGCUGGACACCUUGUUGUUCCCAUCACUGGGUGGGGCUGGGAAGGAAGGGGUCGUUCCAGGUCCUCUGGAGGGGUGAGGACAGUGCUACAUGAAAUAUAAAGGUCCUCUUAGUGAAGCCGGUCACCACCAACAAGCUGUCUGUUGGGCGGUCAGUCUCAUCAGAGGUGGAAGAGGUGGACUGGCAUUUUCCAGAUGCUAAUACUGCUUCCAACUCCUGAUGGAAGGCAGCUGUCUGCAUUUAUGGCAGGUCACAUUCUCCAGUCCUCUUUAUCACUCAAAAGUUUGGGGGAUGAACCCGUCUGGGUACACCUCUGAAGUAAAUGCAGAGGAGACUGACAGAGCAGACUCACCGCCUCCGAGAGUUCCCGUGUUGUAGGUAUCUGUCCGUUCCUUGAGCAAUCUGAGUUCUGCUCCCGAGUUUGCCGUAGGCUGGCUGGGUGACGCUGGGCAAGCUACUCUCUCUUUCUUAACCUCAGCUUCUCCAUUCGUCCCAAGGGAUUAGGACUAACAGUAGAAUCCCCUUCUCCAUGGAUUUGGUAAAAUAUGGAAAACUGAGACGCUUUGGGUUUCUUGCAGAAAAAAAAAAUUAUUUAGUACAAUUUGUCUCAUAUUGGAUGGCUCAUUAUAUUGUUGCCCUUGUUACCAAUUAUAAAGGGGCAACUUUUCAGCUUCUGACUCUUAUUGGACUUUUUUCUAAGGAGAGAGCACCCUUCCGUCUUUGUUAGAAGGGACAGGCUAGCAGUAUUCCGUCAGGCAAAGUGUCAGAAUGUAGCUCUGUGUGCUCAUGUGGUAAUUUGUGCUGUGUGCCUUGUGGUGCUUCUUGUAUAAGAAAGGUGACACAAAUAUUUAUUAAGUCCAGCAGUGGGGUGGCUGGAGUGCAUUGCCAGAUUUUUCUAACUGUGGGAGAAUGAUUCAGUAAAAGCCAAAUGUAGCUUCAAGUUCAAAGCCCACUUAGCUGUGUGAUCGUGGGCCAGAUAUGAACCUCUCACAUCUUAUUUCUUAUCUGUAAAACAAGAAGAGUAAUAAUAAAUAAUGCUACGUUUUUCACUGGCCUUACUAAUUAUACGAAUUAGAAAGAAUAUGGAAGUAAAAGCGCGUUUGUCAUUGUAAAGCGCCCUACAAACGUUGGUUACUGUUAGUUGAUAUUACUAUCCAGGUCAGUGCUUACACAUAACAGGUAAUAAAUGUUUCUUAAACUGAGUCUCUUGGGUUGCUUUUUCCUAGCCUUGAUGAUUCAGAAGACGUUUGGUUAAAUUCAUUGGUUAGCAAUUUAUUCAUAUCUGCUUGCCCAUAUAGACACCAGCCCCCCUGAAUGUGCCAGUACAGAUCAAACACCCCCUAUUCCUCCUUUCCCUCCCUCGUAUCCGGCCAUUGUUCUAGUCGUGAAACUCCCAUCCCAAUCAAUGGGGGUUUUACGUAAAAACUGAUGGCAGGAUAUGAGUGUGGCUUCAGGAAUUUUAGGCUGUGCUGCUGAUAAAAAGACUUGUGUCAAACAGAAAACACCGGAGAAACAAAUCCUCCUGUCCAACUUAUGCUACCCAACUCCAUUUUUUUUUUUUAAAGUUUACCUCUGCCUUUAAAUGUAGAUAGAAUAUAAGACAUAGAUCUUUUGCAGCAUUUCCCUAUGAAUAGCUUAUAAAUGCCCAUCUGGUGGGCCAAGGGCUUACUAGCUGCCUGUGCCACCUCAUCCAUUGUCUCCUUACUGUCCUUGUAAUGAUGGAUUAAGGGAACACAGGGCCAGCCCUGAUGACGGGUAACUCAGAAAGGAGCUAACAUUCCAGUCCCUCUAUACUCCUCUUUGACCAUCCCUUUCCAAAAAGAGGAGUUUCUCAGUCUAGGAGGGAUAGUAGAACUGAGCUUCUCUGAUCAAGGGAUGUGAACUUGUUUAGGUUGUGAUGGGUCUGUCUUAAGCAUACCAAAAAAAAAAAAAAAAAAAGCAUUGUCAUCAAGUCGAUUCUGACUCAUAGGAACUUUAUAGGACAGAUAGAACUGCCCAAUAGCGUUUCCAAGGUAUGGCUGGUGGAUUUGAACUGCCUACCUUUUGGUUAGAAGCUGAGUCCUUAAACAUAGGUUUAACUCACUAAAGCGUAAAUAAAGGGACAACAGAGUGAAAGAAGCAAUUUGCCUUGAAGGUGGUCCUCUGCUGGUGUUGAAGUCAAGAAUAUUGGUGGCUCUUCUCUCAGUAAGACCAAGCAAGGCAAGCUGAGUCUUGAUUCUCAUCAUUCAUCAACAUUUUGGAAAGACUGUAUCUCUGUCUCCCAUGGGACACUAAGCAACAAAUAUGAUUAUGUGACCAGAAGGGAAGAGAAUGGGGAGAACAUUUGCCCAUAUUCCACCCACACUGAAGUAGGUAAACAAUGAAGCAAUGAAGAAGGGAAAUCAAGUUGACUGUUUUCAUUUUAAAGCGCUUAUCCAGACGUUUAGGAUUAAGGGUAAGAGUCUUUUUCCUGGACAGCAGAAUUAGAGGUCCAAAGUGUAUGGGGCUGGAUUUCAAGGUGCUCAGACACUGAUAUGUAUGUCCUAAGGACCACAAUCUAGCUAAGAUCGGUCCUACUGCUUCUUUCCCCACGAAAACAAGUGGCCCCCAAGACCUUGAUGCUGUAUUCAAGGAGUAUUAUGUUUUCCUACACCAAAACUGCAGGGUGAAGGUAGAGAUUAGGGAGCAUCUCAGAUAUGUAUUUCAGAUUAUAAAGAGAAUCUCACAUAAUGGAAGAGAAUGAAGCUGUGUAGGAAACUCAUGUCUUUGACGGCGAUGUCUACUCUCGCGAGAUUGUAUAAAGGCUCUGUUCAAACUUAUCAUCCUACCAUCUUAACUACGUCCCAUGUCUUGCCCAAACACUUUCAGAUCUGGAACUAGUUAAUGUAACACUUUCUAAUUUUUUUCAAGUAACUUUAAACUUCUGGUUUUGAAUUUCGUUUGAGUACAAGGGAAUGAUAAUAUUUUCUUGGCUGUAGAAGGCUUAAAUGUCUUUUAAAGGCUUCGAUGUAUAGAAAUGAGAGAUAACUCCUCUUGCAAAAUUUUUAGGGUAAGAGAUUUGGGAAAUUUUAUCAGUACUUUUCAACCUCUUUAGCCUUAUCUCGAAGGCCAAAGAAAGAAAAAGAUUAAGAAAAUUGUCUUUACCAGAAUUGUCUGAUAGAACUUUCUGUGAGGAUUGAAUGUCCUGUUCUGCACUGUCCAAUAUGACAGCUGCUAGCCUAGGUGUUCAGGUGGUCACGGAGCACUUGAAAGUGGCUAGUGCAACAGGAGGACUGCAUAUUUAAUUUAAUUUAAUUUAAUUUUAAAUUAAAUACCCACACGCGGCCAGCGGUUACCUAUAUUGGACAGCGCAAGUGUAUAUAAUUCAGGUCAAAUACACUGUCUUAAACUCUGAAUUCAGCCAGAAGGGUGUUUACGUGGAUUAUCUUUAUCCGAGUCAACAAUGUGUUAUCCACAUGUAGACUGAUGUUUCCGCUUACUCUUAAGACUAACAUUAAAGCAAAACGAAACAGAAAAGUGAGUUCCAGCAUUGCCCAGUUACUACCCAUAUUCCUCAUUUUCUAUAAUUUUACAGUCCAGUCUGGGGAUGCCUCUUGGGGCUGAAGUUAAGGUUACGGUCUAGUCUUCUGGUUUCAUCGCCGUUCUGUGCUGCCCUUUGGGAAUGUAAUGCCUUCUUUUCCCUCCUAUAAAAUGGGGCCUUUUGGAAUUUAUCACAGGGUGCUUACAAAUCAUGACUGAAUGUAUAUUGGGCUUGUCGGAGAAAGGUGUUCGCCUUCUCACUGCUCUAUACUUUUUCACUGAAAAAUAACCUUGCCCAACAAGAGCUCCUAUCCACAUUGGUGAUUUCAGUUUUCUCAUCUGUAAAUUACAGCACUAUACUAAAUGAUUUUCUAGGGUGAGUUUCUGCUCUGAUGAUCUAUGCCACCAUGAUGGCAUUAUCCCCUAUUACGUAGAACUCUGUGCUAUUAACAGAUGGUUUGCUUUGCUGUAACUUUCUGUACUAUAGGUUUUUUUAUAUAACCCUGUAACUCACCGUAGGAAGAUUUUUCCUUAAGUGUAAGUGGGAACAAAGCAACUUAACUGAGCAAAUAACUACCUAAAGUGUGGUCUUUGAGACACAAUUUCUCCCCGGUGAGUGUUCCCUAGGUUUGUAUUGUUCAGUUACAAACAUCCAUAUCCUGAUAUCCCCAAGCCAUGAAGCAGUUUCUCUCUUUCUGUAAUGUCCCUCACCCACGGAUAACAGGAAUAUAUGACCUGGCGCACGUGCUAUGGCUUUGGAAUUCCCAGAAGGACUAAAUAUCCCCUCCUCUUCCAGGGGAAGUCUGACUUCAUGACCAAGGUCUCUAAGGAGCAAGUCAGUUGUGGCUCCUGCUUCGGAAGUCUUCAGGUGACCUCGUUGUGGAGGUCAGUUCCACGUCCAUGGUGAAGACUGUGUGCAUCCGCUUCUGAGUUGCAGAGGCAAUAAGGCAAAGCUCCCUGAGUCCUAUGCUCCAUAAAGGCUUUAGGGGUGAUGGGCCACCAGAGUCUGGCUUCUCACUCCCGCCUGCCUGUCAGAGAGAAUAAAACAGAGAUCAGCCCACAGGCCCCUAACGAAGCCCCCUUUAGAAUCUUCAAUAGUCUCAUCCAGAUUGCAUAUAUAGCCCAUGAUUGGGUCUGUAUUUCUGCAGCUCACACAAUUUCAAAACCCUGUCUUCAGCGGGAAACAUUCUGCCUUUUUUCUUUUCAGAUUGCAUCUGCAAUAAAGUGAGAAGUGUGUACAGAAUACAACUCUGUGAAUGUGAUGGUUCGGUUAUUCCUCUUAGAUGGUUUGAAGCAUCUAGGUGUUGGGUUCUACUGUUUGCUGUGCCCCUUGAAGACAGACAUUCUGCCGGUUUGUCUUUGAGUCUUCAGCACCUGACACAGUGCCUGGCACAUAUUCUUCUAUUUGUUGAGAACCUUCUGUGUGCCAGGUGCUGGGGACACAGUGGUCAAAGAGACAGGCAUGGUCCCUACCGCGACAGCGUUACUGCCAAGAGGGACAGCAGAUCUUUAGCAAGCUGUUGUGAGCGCAAAGAGUUCUGUGAAAGAGGAAGUUCAGAGUGCCUGAGGAGAGGAUAGCAGGGGUACCUAACCUAGUCUCCAAGGUCAAAGGCUUCCUAAGGAAGUGACAUUUGGGCUGAACCCUGAGAGAUACCCCAGAGCAAUCGCGACAGAAAAUAGGUCCUCGAUAAGUCUUCGCUGAAUGAGGGAAUGAAUGGAUGAAAUGGUGCCUUCCUACAUCGCCGCCCUGUAGCAUUGCUAAAUUAAGUAUCAUAAACUUAGUCAUUCUAACCAUAGUCCCUCCAGGGAUUAUCUGGCUGACCAGAAGCCAUUUUCUUAGCCUCUCUUUUCUUCAAAAAAGGCAAGCGAAGUGUAAUGAAGACUACUGUCAGAGGACAGUUAUCUUUGAAUGUGUUAUUAGACUAGUGUUUUACUGAGUGUAUAGAAUACCGAAAGAUUGGUUACUAUGCCUUUAAUAUGCCACAUAUCCAGAAAUUCCAAGGGCAAGAUGAUUCUGGAAGGCUUCCUUUUACCUUUGAAAAUCCUGGUCUAUGAAUCCAUUUGGUCUCGGCCGGUAAAGUAAGGUAGCUCUCUGGCAAAUACGGCUCUGAGGACAUGCUCCCUGGCUUUGAUAUGAACUGCUAUCUGCCCUUCAACCAGGGCCUGGGUCCCCCCGCCCCAUGCUUCAGUUUCCUUAACUGCAAAACAGGGAGAUUCUGCCAAUGAUAACUUUACCUCGAAGUGAUGUUGUAAUAGAGAUGGUGGUAAAAGCAUUUUGCAAGAUCAAAAAAAAAGGAAAGAAUGAAAGAAAGAAAAAGCGUGUCUACUGAGCAGGUAUGCUCUCUCUACCCGGUGUUUGGUAGAAUUUCAGAGAAUAUGCUCUGAUCCACGACUUCGGAGAAGUUAAAAACUAGGAUUGGCUUGCAAGAUCUUUUCUGAAUUACUGUGCCCUUUACUUCAUUGUUACUUUAGAACAACUUUGGCAGGAGGUGUCAGGAAUCCUAAUAAUGAUGACGAUGAUGGUGUUUAUUGAGUAGCCACGGAAGAGCCAAGCACUGUGCUGAGCACAUAAAUUCAUUUCAGCACUUCAUGUGUGCCACGGCCCCAGGGAGUAUAUCAAUUCUUAUACACAUUUUACCAGUCAGAGCAACUGAGGCACAGACAAGUCACUUGCCAGAGUUAUGUGGCUAGUUGGCUCUGUCAGACACCGAAGUCAUUAUUCACUAUGUAUGUGAAAUAAUUUGUGCUAUUCAGAAUAAGACCUCAGGGCUGCUAAGUGACUCAACGUUUACAAUUAAUUAUUCCUACCCCGCAACACGGUGUUAGUUUUAGCAGAGGUUUACUUUCUGCAGUUCCUUUGGCCUUCUGGGGUUCCCCAUGUGCCUCAUUUCCUAAGUAAAUUGCUCUGCUGUUUCAAGGGAAAAAAAAUCUCUGUUCAAACCUGUGCAAAUAGAAAAUGAGUAACAUUAAAACGUGAAAGCCACAGUGAAGGCCUGGAGAAAUAGAGGGGUCAGUUCCUAUGGUGAGAAUCCACUGUGUCAGUGUACCGGGGUUGUAGAGUCUAAGCUGUGUUUUACUUAAAAAAAAAAAAAAAUAGUUGCCAUCAAGUUGAUCCUGACUAAUGGUGGUAUCAUGUGUGUUACAGUAGAACUGUGCUCCAUAGGGUCUUCAUGGCUGAUUUUACAGAAGUAGAUGGCCAGGCCUUUCUUCCAAGGCAUGUGUGGAUGGACUCAAACCUCCAAACUUUCUGUUAGCAGAUGAGCUCUUUAACCAUUUGCACCACCUAGGGAGUCCAUGUUUCAUUAACAAGAGCUUCAACAAUUUUUAGGGGUCUUUUAUGACCUCUCCUAUCCUGCAUCCCACCCCCAUUUAGUUGGGCAAUCUGGAGAGAAAAGUGACAUGUCUCCCUUCUUGAAAAAUGGGAACAAUAGGCUUUGCCUGUGCUGCUUUUAUUUCCCCACUGGGGCAUCUGAGAGAUGACCUGAUUGAAUUCUGCCUGUAAAGGUUAAGCUUUGAACUCAAGGCAGAGGGAAGAACGAAGAAAACAUUUUGCAAUGAGAUGCUAUGAGUCCUGAGGAUGCUGGGUCCUCUCCUGGCUGCAUUGUGCUCUGCUGAUAAGGAUACCAUUGAUGACAGGCGGAACAUUUUCAGGACAAAGGAAAUUCCCUGUUUUAUUGUUUAAAGGAAGCCCCAGUCCAUGCAGGAGAACAAGGCUUGGGGCACAGACACGGAUUCCCCUGCUGGUGGGAGAGAGGAGAGGGGAGAGGGAAGACUGGUGGCAGAGUGCGGAUGGAGGGCCACCAGGCCGUUUAUUAGCACGUCUGUCCCCAAUUCCAUCUGGGGAGCAUAUGCGUGGCUGGAAGUCAAUAAGAGGUCAUUGCAGCUGAUGGCAUUAGUAGGGGCUAGGAGCCAGACUGUUAGCAACGAAGGCACAUCGGUUGGGAGAGAAAAAGGCCUGAUUCAUACAAUGUGGCCCAUUUAGGGAUCAUAGCAAAGCACCAGGCGAUUUAGAGAAGUCGAUCUGGUUUUGAGUUUAAAUUCUGGACCUCCUCCUUUCCCCACCCCCUCCCAGCCAAAAUGUCAGAAAAGGCCUGGUUUCCCUUUAUGGAGUGCAAAAUAAACAGACCUUCAGCAGCAGGAGAGGGGCCCAGCUCCCAGCCCAUCAUGCCAGAGCUGGGGGUGGAGGGCCGCAGGGAAAAGCAGUUAUUCUUCUGUCUGGCUAGUCUUUGGCAUUGGCUUUCAUUUUCUCCAACCUCUGUUUUCUAGAAGCCUGCCUAUACUGGAAGUACAGGAAUGGAAGAAAAACUGAUCUUGGAGUUUCCUUGCCAGACUUCAAAGGCCUUUUGAUAGUUUGGGGAGACAUUUCCAGAAAAAAAAAAAGCUGCUUUGGGGAAUUGACCCCAGAGAGUGAGGUCCUAGCUGUUUGCCAUCUAAGCACAGGGUCCUUCUCCUGGCAGAGCUGGUGCUCUCUGGGCUCCUCGCUAGCCCACACCCAGGCUGCUCCCUCCCAGCCAGGGCUAGCGCCUGGGCAUGGGGGGUCAGCUGUGGUUAGCUUGGCCGCAGGGCUCUGCAUUCCUUCUAGCCUUUGCUUGGUUUGGGUGGGUGUGACCACGAGUUUACUCUGGAGAAAGCGGAGACAAAGCGUCUAAAUUGGGCAGGAUCUGGGAUCUAAUGACUUGUUUACAGAUCCUGCAUUUUCCAGGGCAUGGAGGAGGAAGAGGAGCAGGCAGGCACCCCUUCACCAUGGGGUCACCGUGGGUGGGAGCACAUAGUUGUCCUUCGUUCUGAGGAGGCGGAGUAACUUCAGACGCUGCAGGGCAUCUGCCCCGGCCUCAAUGGGGACACGGAUGGAGCUCAGUGUAAUUUUCCAAGGUAGGAAGGAGGCCAGUUUGGCUUCCAGGGAACCUAAGGUCCUGGGAGAGCGCCUGGCCCUCCACAUGAAAGGCCUGUUUCCUCUCACUUCAACUUAGAGUGGAGGCAGUGACCCUCUUUCCCUGCUCCAAGCACACCCCACACCAGAGCACCCAGUGAUGAGCAUGCACCUGUGACGUGGCUCAGGGAGGGGACAGAGGGUGCCCCCAGAAGGCCCUCACUGAUAGAAAAGUAGGCUCCUUAAUGUGGCAUUUAUUUAAAGACUGUUCAGUAUAAGAAAAAACAAACAAAACCAAACCUUUUGCUGUUGAGUAGAUUUUGACUUAUAGCGACCCCAUGUGUUACAGAGCAGAACUGUGCUCCAUAGGAUUUUCUUGGUUGUAAUCUUAUGGAAGCCGAUCACCAGGCCUUUCUUCUGCGGCACCAUUGGGUGGAUUCGAACUGCCAAACUUUAGCUUAGGAGUCAAGCGCAAACUGUUUGCACCACCCAGGGGCCUGCUGAAAGACUGUUAUGUGUAAGGAAUCCGUCCCAAAUAAAUGGUGUAGUAUAAAAUUUGAGGACAUAAUCUUCCAGAUUCUGGAAGUUCUUCUGGAAUUCAAGGGUACUUCCCCAAAGAGCAGUGCAGGCUGGCAGGGAGGGCAGAAAGAGCCCACAUUUAUGAGUGUGCUGGGCUCUUUAUGAACAUAGCCUUUAAGUUUCCCACCAGCCCAUGUAGGAUACAUUACUAUCACCAUUUUAUGAAAAGGAAACUGAGGCUCGGAAAGGUUGGAUAAUUUACUCAAGACUGUACAGCUGCUAAUGUGGCCUGCUACAUUGCCAUUUGUACCCCGUCUGAACAGGUUUACAGAUAAGACAGUAACCUCUGCAUGCCUGCACGCCUCCAGCUGAGAAGGGAGGCCCUAGGAUGUGGCCUGCCACCUCUCCAGGCUGCACCUCAAGAACAGAGGAGCCCAAGCUACCAUGUCCUGUGGAUCCUGGUUAUCCAAAGUCCUUCCAGAUGUUUGUAUGGGACAUCUAAGGCGGGUGCUAGGGCGGCAAUCGGUGCGUGGGGGGUGAGGAUUUCCUGGGUUCCUCCAAGCCUUUCCGAUCAGGGAAGCCUCAUCGAUAAUGGUGUCCCAGAAAAUCCCGUGUUUGGAAUGGAAAGGGUCCCAAAUUAAAGAUCACAUCGGAUACACCAAUUAACCCACUGUCCAGAAUAUGUAAAUGUCCGGGAUACUUAAAAAUAUAACGGCUAACGUUUGCCUUGUGCCUUAUCCUUAAAAAACUAUCAUGUCUGUGAACUCAUAGAUGUGUUGAGAGGGAGGGAGGACAGCCAUUAUGACUGAAAAAAGAUGCACCAUUAUGGGGUGGGCUUGGGUUCUAACCUCAGCUCCCGCUGCCAACCAGAUGUGUGACCCUGAUCAGACAUCACUUAACUUCUCCUGGCCUCAGUGUCCUCGUCUACAACACGAGGGACGUGAUCUCCAAAACUCUUCAUGUCGUGAGAGUGGAGAUGGAAACCAACUCCUGCCAGUGUCCUGAGGGGCCCCCAAAGAUGGCACCCCAAGGUGCUGCCCAGGGCGUCAGCCUGCUGUCCCCUUCCAUCCUGGCUGAAGUCUGACCAAUGGGGAGACCAGGUCUGUGGGGGAGGGAGUAGGUGGCAAGAUUUCUUUCCAUUGUUUCCUGCACCUGGAGAUAAGAAUGGAGCCAUUAUUCAGAUGACUUAUUGUUUAGAGCUUUUGUUUGUUUUGGUUUAGGUGUUUUUGUGUGUGUGUAUGAAAAGAAAUGUCCACAGUUUUCAAAUUUCAAUUGUUCCUCUCUCCUGACUGUCCCAUCUCACACCUUGCAACUGGCCAGUCACUGGAGAAAACCCCGUUAAUAGCAACAGGCUUCACACUGGAGGUGCAAAGUCGGUGAAACGGGAGAAGCAGCUGAGCAGCUGAGCUUGGACUCGGCGGAAAAUCCAGAAGUGCAGAUGUGGAUCCAAAUUGGGCUGAAAAAUCUCAUGAGAUCAGGCUUUCUUGGACUUCCUGCUUUUAGCCGAAGCAGUAUGUUCAACAUAAACGAACUUUCGGUAUUUUGAAACUUCCGUUUCUGAUCUCAGAACCUGGAAGUAAAGAGCUGUUGUGAACAUUUCCACAAAUUUUGUCAGGCUAUUCCGGAGGCCAAGUUGAACUCAGUAAUUAUGGAGCUUCGGGACUCGCUGCAACCAGGGCUGCCUGCCUGGGCUGCAGCGUCGGAGGAAGCCUGGUACUUUGGUCAAGUGUCCGGGCUUUGGAGACAGGCAGGGCUCUGUUCAAAUACCACUUCCGGUCAUGUGACUUAACCUCUUAGAGUCUCAGUUUCCUCAUCAGUUAGAUGAAGAAAAUAUACCAUUUCAUAAUUCUGUGAGGACAGAAUGAUGUGUGUGUGGGAGUGUGUGUGUAUUUAUGACAUAUAUGUAUCUGGAUGUUCACAUGUGUAUGCAUAUUUAUUUUUUAUAUAUACACAUAUAUAUAUGUACGUGUGUGUGUGUGUGUAUUUUCUAUGUUGUUGUUGUUAGCUACUAUCAAGUCAGCCCCUGACUUGUGGGGAUCCUAUGUACAACGGAACAAAACAUUGCCCAAUCCUACACCAUCUCCAUGAUCAGUUGUGGAUUGGAAAAUUAGGAUCCACAGCAUUUUCUUUGGCUGAAUUUUGGAAGUAGAUCACCAGGCCUUUCUUACUAGUUUGUCUUGGUCUGGAAGGUCCCUUGAAACCUGUUCAGCAUCAGAGCAACAUGCAAGCCUCCACUGACAGGUGGGUGGUUGUAUGCAUGAGGUGCAUUGAUCGGGAAUUGAACCUGGGUCUCCUGCAUGAAAGGCGAGAAUUCUAGCACUGAACCACCACCGCCCCAUAGUUAUUUAUGCUUUGAAUACUUUCGCAGGGGAGUCUUAGGCAGUCAGUUUCUGAUAGAGCAGGCGUUUGAAAUUCACUGAACUAUAAAAACAAACCUAAAUGGAAACCCUGGUGGCUUAGUGGUUAAGUGCUAUGGCUGCUAACCAAAGGGUCGGCAGUUCAAAUCUGCCAAGCGCUCCUCGGAAACUCUAUGGAGCAGUUCUACUCUGUCCUAUAGGGUCGCUAUGAGUCGGAGUCGACUCGACGGCACUGGGUUUCUGGGUUUAUACCUAAUUAAUUGUGGAAUGGUGCUUUAUUCAAAAAUAUAAGGAAGGCUUGGAAUUCAGAAUGGAUGAGAUUUGUGGGACUGGAAAAAUCUCACGCACUCUCGAGUGACACGUGAGACUUAAACCUGACUUGGAUGCAGAGUUACAUUUUUCUCUGCCGUUGCUCCCAGGGCUUCUCUUGCUUUCCCGGGGUGAGCUGAGAAGCAAUGCCAGGCAAGCAGGUGCCAAGGGAACCAAAGGUGCCAUUGAGCACUGCACAGUGACGGGUUGAAAUGAGCAAAAGCUGGGAACACAGGAAGCCGUGGUGUCAGGGGCAGGGGAUGGGGAGGUUGGUCAGAAGCCCACCAUAGCUGCGGGGCAACGGCGCCUGUGUGAGCCUCUGCCCUGUGUGUGGCUGCGCCUUGUCUUCUCUGCUUCUUGGCUUAUACUUUUUUAAAUUCAUUACAUGUACGGUUUAUUUAUUUUUUUUUUUUUAAGUGUUGGUUUGGUGUUUAUUUUUAGUGAUUUCCAAAGUAAUAUAUCGUCUGUGUAUUAAGUUUGGAAAAUACAGAAAAUCACAAAAGAAAUAUGCAAAAACACCCAUGGUCUCACAACCCCCAAACAACCUAUUAAUAUUUUGGUGUGUUUCCUCCCAGUCAUUUUAAUGCAAAUAUGUAGGCAUAUAUGUCUUAUUUUUAUAUAAUCAGAAUCAUAUUGUCUUCUAACCUCCUUUCAUUCUCUUAAUAUUAAAUUAUGAACUUUUUCCUGUGUCAUUGAAUAUUAUUCCACAGCACUAUCUCCAAGACAUGUUCAGUAACCCAUUCGGGGAAUGCUAAGUGCUGGCUCUUGAAUACGGUAUAUCACCUUGCCAUCCCCAGCUCCCGGGCCUUUGAAGCAAGGCUAGACUUAUUUUAUUUUUUUAUUCUGAUAUUCACUGGAGGCUUUAGAAAUGAACCUGUGUGAAAUGCUGAGAAGGCUGUGCUGAAGAAGUCACAAAGUCCCCCUUGAGUCAUCAAACCAGGGGCCUUGGGGCAGAGCCGGGCCUGCACUCACCUCCUGACGCAGCUCCGAUAGAGCUGAUCUGAUAGCACAGAGAUGCUCACAACUCUGAGUUUCCUGCAACUGACUCGGGGCCUCUUUUUGCAUAGGCUGUUUGAUUUACACGUACGUGGAAAGCAGCUACUAAUAAUAGCCAGUUGCUGCUUUUCUUCCGUUGUAAGGCUCUGCAGUUACUGCUCUUGCAGCUGUCUGUCAGUCCCAGGGCCUCAGCUAUACAGUCAGCCAGGCCCUUGUCAGAAACAGCCAGGCCUCUCUGCCUUCUCUGUGUGUGGCAGAGGUCAGUAAGGUAGCUUGCUGAGGGCCCUUUGUCUGGUGAGCAGGGACCUCUCUGCGGCAGAGACGCCCUCUGGUAUCCCCUGCCCUCCACCUCCACCCAGUCACGUUCUGCAUAGCCAACAAGUGUCUUCUUCCCCCACCCCAGCUAAUCUGAGCUAGCCUGGAGAAGCUGCAACCUCCUGGUGGCUGCUGUUGAAUCUAUGUGUAUGCCAGCCAGGCACUGAGAGGUGUGUGAGAGAGAAAUCUCUGUGAGCCCCUCAAGACCGGUAACUCUGCCAGGCUCGCUCAGAGAGUGCUAUGACUGUUAAGCCUUUCAUUGAUUCCUCCUGUGGUGGCCAUCUCAACUCACAUGGUGUCAUUUAUCUAACGAUUCAGUCAUUCACCUAGUCUUCACUUAGGUCCUCCUCUUCUGGGCUCUGUGCUAGAAGGUAGGGAUGGAAGGGAAGACAAAACAGACAGGCUCCUGCUCUCAUGAAAGAUACAAACAUUAAAAAGGGAAGCAAAUAGAAUUUAAAAAAAAAGAAGAAUUGAAGAGUCUUUAAAUUGGUUCAGUGGUAGAACUCCUGCCUUCCAUGUGGGAGACCCUGGUUCGAUUCCUGGCCAAUGCACUCAUUCACAGCCACCACCCAUCUGUCUGUGAAGCUUUGCGUGUUGCUAUGAUGCUGAACAGGUUUUAGUGGAGGACUUGGAAGAAAGGCCUGGUGAUCUGUUCCCAAAAUUCAGCCAGUGAAAACGCUAUGGAUCAUGACAGUCCCAACCUGUUGGGCGUGGGAUCUCCAUGAGUGGAGGGCCGACUCGACAGCAGCUAACAACAGCAACAACGCUCUUAGCCUAUUCCCAGCCACCCUUCACAUGGUUUAGGUUCAUAGUUCUUCCAGCCACUGAGCCGCAAAGAGAGCAUCUCUUUGUACAAGUUCAGUUAUCGAGGGGAAAGUGUGCUGGGCCCACAAAGCCCCACAGACCCUUGUGGUGAGGGAAUUCGUAAACGAGCUCAAACCUUUGGGGGCUGGGAUCUGUUUACUCUUGGCACACUGGGAUUUCCUGUUUCUAAGAAAAUGGGCUUAGAUGCUCCGCUGCAGUAACCAAACAACAUGCUGAUGUAAAUGCAUCUGAAGCCCGCCACCUCCAGUCUCCCUCAAAGGCCAGGUUUGGGAAUGAGGCAGGGAACUAAGGCAUUUGGGUGAUUUUCCAAACCCGGAAGUCCGAGCUGGAAGACUUAGGCCAGCUACUAAUUUGGGAGUCUUCUUCCCCUACCCUUCCUGCCUAAAGCUCCACUAAGUGGCUUUAAGAUCAGAGAUGCUUGGUCAUUCUGGAGUUGGGAGAGUCGGCCUGUCUGUCCACAGCUGGCCUUAGAAGUAGGCAUCCAGGUAGGUGUGGGGAUGUCCUGAAAGAUCCACCCCACCACCUGUGUCCUCCAUCCCGCAUAUCCCAUUGGCCUGAAACCCCCACCUGAGCUCUCUCCUCUGAGUGUCCAGGAGCCUCAUGUCAGAGUCCAGAAGUUUCUCCAUUACAUGAUUGGCUUUUUACUACAUGAGCUUAGCUUAGCAAAGUCCUGUGAAUAGGGAAACUGGGCACAUUUUGGGGGAAAAAGCAGAGGAGAAGAUGACCCAGAUCAAGGGAUGCUUCUAAGGGGGAGGGUACCACAGUAGGAGUUGUUUAGAAGAGGAACAGCAGGAAGGUACUUGGAAGAGCAGAGCUAGCUGGAGACGCUCAUUUGGUGACUGUAAACACCCAAAAGCAAGCUGGCCUGUUGAGCUAGAGUCUGCCCUCACACUGGGCGUUCACUGCCUGCUGGGGUGUACCUGCUCAGGCCCCAGGGAAAGCAGCUCCAUUUGCUGGGCAGAGUUCUAUACUUUUUAGCAAUAUUUGAACUAAAAAAGUAAGUACUAUGGCUUCCACAGCAAAGUGCAACUAUAUGGGUCAAAAAGAUAUAAAUUCUUGGAGAUUUAUUCCACAAGAGGAAUUACAGGACUGUUUAUUCCAAACAGUCAUUGAGGUGUUGUUAAUUAAUAUUACUCGAUCGGUAGCUAGUCAGAUCAGGCAAAGUCCCUUCAGGACAGCCCGUGGCAUGGGGAGUGGGGGUGGUCCGCGAGGUACAGAAAGGCAGCACAGGAACAUCUAACAUGAAUUUUGUAUUCUGGCCCCGUAAACAGCGCUGGGGUCCCCAGGUAGCACAAAUAGUUUGCCCUCGACUACUAACCUACAGGUUGGUGGUUCGAACCCAGUGGCGCUGUGGAAGAAAGACCUGCAAUCUGCUUCUGCAACUAUUACAGCUAAGAAAACCCUAUGGAGAGGUUCUGCUCUGUAGCACAUGGCGUCACCAUGCGUUGGAACUGACUCGACGGCAACGGGCUUGGUGUUUGGUUUGGAUGCAGCACUGGGGCCCCUGGAGGACUCCAUGGAGGAGUGCAUUGUGACCUAGGAUGUCUAAGUCUCUGGAUAACAAGGGGCCUGAGUUAACGUCCACUGCAAACGUUGGAGGCCCUCGGAGCAUGUGUGCAAGAAUGGUGCACGUAUAUUUCAGGAAUGGAAACUCAAGGACUGCAUUCCUGGCCCCCAUUUGUAUACUGAGCUCCAGGAGGUGGUCAUGUGUGCUGAUAGUGAGGGGGUGAGUGAUAACAGAGAGGGAAAGAAUGAGGAGAGAUAUACUAGGGACUUGGGAGUCCAAGGACUAGAUCCAUGGAACCCAUGCAUUCUUUCAUUAGUGGACUCUUCAAACAUUUACGGAGUACCCACUCUUUCUGGGCCUUCUGCAACUUUGAGAAUGCACCUAUGGGUAAGACAGGAUCCCUGUCCUGAUGCGUGGAAGGUCCGCUGAAGGAAAUAGGCUUAAAGGCAACCCAGGAGGUGAGGUUAGAAAACAGGUUAAGGCCUGAUCGUGAAGAACCUUUUACGCUAGGCUGUAGAGAAUUCAUGCCCUGGUGGUGCGAACGCUAAUGCACCAUGCUACUAACUGAAAAGUUGGAGGUAUAAGUCCACCCAGAGGUGCCUCUGCAGAAAUGGCCUGGUGAUCUACUUUCAAAAAAUCAGCCAUGGAAAACCCUGUGGAGCACAGUUCUACUGUGACAAUGUGAGGUCACCAUGGGUCGGAAUUGACUCCACGUCAACGGUAGCGAGAGUUUGGAUUUUAUGUGGUAGACAACAGGGAAUAUGAGAAUGUAUUUUUGUAAGAGUAUGAUGACCUAUAUACCCUUCAAUUCAGUUAACUAAGCAUUUAUGCAGUGCCUACUGCGUGCACAGCACUCACUGUGCUGAGGAGUUUCAUGGCAGAUAUAAAGAAUGUACCUCAGCCCUCAGGGACUCUCAACAAAUUUGGGGAGGGUUGUGAGUGGAGAGAAGGGAAAUAAUUUUGAGGUAAGACCCAGGUGGGUUAAGUGUUCUAGAAAAGGCACAAAAAAAAAAAAAAAAAAAGAAUGACGAAGCAGACUCCCAACAGCUCAGAUUCGUCCCUGUCCUCUAAGGUCCAAGCAAGCCUCAUCUGGAGGCCCAACCUUUUUUCAUUGCUCUGAUUUGGUAAUCUCACCAAAAUUUUUCUCAUCCCACCAGCAAAAUUGCUUCUAUUCAUCCUACAGGGAGCUAUAGGGAUAGAGUAAAAAUGUCAGCAAGUAGAUGACACACAAAAGCUACCCAAAGAAAGCUUGGUAGCUCGCUGUCCUGACAGCCGUCUGUGCUCUGCCAGGGGUGAGAGGUGGACAACUGCUCCCUCCAGGCUGUGACUCUUGGUGCUUUCUUGGUUAAGAUAAGAAUCUAUGAUUAACCGUCACAAGUGAGGGUGCAUGCCGGAGGGGAAGGGGACCUGAAUGUGAAGAGUUGGCUCCGCAGUCAGUUUAUUUCUGUCUCUGCUUCUGGCCUGAAGUCUGUGUUCAGCUAAAUACUUACGUUUGCAUACGCAAACUAACCUGGUUGGAUGGCUUGAACUUGAUCCCCACUUGACAUUUGCAAACUCAAUCAGGGUCUUCCUGUACCCCUCCCCCUUUCCCCCUCACACAUGGUCUAUGCACCCAGAGCAUUCUGGCGGUGGGCAUGUAGGAAGCCCGCAGGUCCAAUCCAGGUCCCUACACAGGUAAUCAGCCGAAAGUCGUGGCCCAUCCCAACUCACCUGUCACCCUCAGGCAGCCAGAGGCUCAGGCAUAUGAAGUACACUCCCUCAAACCACCCCAGUGCAGACCCAUGUCCCCUGAAUUCUGGGAAGCAGCCCUUAUACCAACUGCAGCAGAGAAGACAGAGCAAGGGCAAGGCCACCACACAGACCUGUUACAUGUCAUAAAUGAUUUACCAAAAGACAUAUUAUCCCUUUCCUUUACUCUCUCUCCUUCUCUCUCUUUCUCUUUUUGACUGAGUUGCCUCAGGGCUGGUGGUUUCAAAACUAGCAGCUGCAAACUUACAAAGGAAAAAAACGCAAACCACAAAAACCCAUCUUGUGAAAACUGUGUGCCAGCCUAAAAGUGGUAGGCAGUGCAGGGGGGCGCCUGUUAACCUGUCGGGAGAGCAGUGCUAGGGAGAGCGGGCUCACAGGCUGCUGUCUGGAGUUGGAGGGGGUGGUUGCUGCAUGUCCAGGGCCUGGGCAGAUAGGGGACCAGGCAGGAGACGUGUUUGGGCGGGAGGGAGAUUCUCACUAGCAGGGGAAGCCCUCUCAGGAAUGAUGGCUCUCUGAAAACAGCCUGGCUUCCCAAAUGCAAAUCAGACCUGCUGUUGCUAUCACAUUACUGGUGUCUUCUCCCAGUCCGGCCUCCACUCUAAGUCCUUUCAAAAGAUUUUGAAGCACAGCUAACAUGUAACUGUCUCCCAACACCUGCCUCAGCCCCAUCCUCCACCUCCUCCCCAGCUAAGGCCCCUUCAGACAUACUCGCCUGUGUACUCAUGCCUUUCAGAACACCACUGACUAAACAGACGCCUCCGCAGACCUAGCCUACUAGCCCCAAACUCCUACCCCAACGCUAGUUUCAACCUACAACUCAGUCUAAGAGAGUAGGAGGAACCUGGUAACAGGAGACCUAAGAGAAGACCCUCUUUGAGAGAAUUGAGCCUUGGUGUAGCCCCAAGACUAGACAAAUGACAUUCUUAGACAUGUCACUGGAUAUUAAAGCUGAAGAGGGCUCCUCCAGGGAGCUAUUUCUCCUGACCUUUUGCCUGAGCCCCACAUCAAUGACUUCUUUGGCCAGAACGAGGUGGUUACUUGAAUCAUUUGGCCAGAUACUUGGGAGAAUGUCCUCGUACUCAGUUUUGGAUGGGAACAGCAGGGCACUGAGGAGCCACAGGCAAAGACAAAGGCGGCCAAGAGGCCACUGUGAAUGGUGCUCAUUGCCAGGCACCGUGGGAUGAAGACAGAAGAGAGGAACAAGUACCGCUUCAUAAAGAAGACUCCCGCGAACUCGAGUGGCAAAAACAAGACAAACAAACUCUAGUACUCAUUUGAGCAGAGGUAUUUGAGGAGAAACAAAAUUGGUGAAGUGAUCAAAACUGGGUGGGGUUAAUAAGAGAAAGCUUCAAGGAGGAAGUAAGUUCUGAGCUGAGUUUGAAGGAGGGGAAGAGGAAGUGUGUACUGUGGGGGAGGGUGGUUGGCCUUUGGGAAGGGUAAUACUGAUUGCAGGGUGGCCCUAGGAACUGUGCCGUGCUUGAAGAUCCAUACCUAGAGUUAAUGUUAUUUGGGUGUAUUUCCAAGGACAAAGGACAGUACUACUUAUGAAAAAUGAACAUGUUGUAUAGUAGAAAGGACAAGAACUUUGGGAGGAGCGUGUUUUGGAAUCAGACAGAUCUGAGUUCAAAUUGUGGCUCUGCCACUUGUAAGCUCUAAGCCAGGUGACCUCCUGGGUCUCACCUUCCUGAGCUAUCAGGUGUGGAAAUUAUUUCAUAAGGCUCUGGUGAGAAUAAACUCAGAUGAGAUAAUGUUUGCGAAGUAUGUAGUUCUGUACCUGGCAAAUAGGAAACCAGUUGCCGUCAAGCCGACUCUGACUCAUGACAACCCCAUGUGUGUCAGAGCAGAACUGUGCUACACAGGUUUUCAAUGGCUGAUUUUUCAGAAGAAGAUCGCCAGGCCUUUCUUCUGAGGUGCCUCUGGGUAGACUUGAAUCUCCAAACUUUUGGUAAGCAGCCAAGCAUGUUAACUGUUUGCACCACCCAGGGACUCCUACCUGGCAAACAGUUAACUUCUAAAUAAAUAGUGGCUAAUAUUAUUAAUUAUACAGGCAGUCCUCGGGUUAUGAACCAAUCCCCGUAAAGCCUAUUAUAUUAAAAAUUCGAGGCACACUCAAUGGUUAGUGAUAACAAAAGGGUACGACUUUGUGUGUUGGGCAUUAAAACAUUAUUAAUACUGUAUUAUCAUGUUUAAAAUGUUUCAGUGUAUCUGGAAGUGUUUCUGUAGUGUGUUUUAUGCAUAGAAAGGUGCACUAUAUACUAAGACAAAUAUUUGACUAACUGAUGUUAGAUACGAACAAUACCUAACCGUUCCGAUUUAUGUACAAAUUUGACUUAAAGACAGACUUAGGACAGAACUCAUUAAUAAUCGGGGGAAUGUCUGUACUUACGGAUUAGAAAAUGAGUGUCAUGGCAGACUGCUUGAAGCUCUUGAAAGGAAGGGGUUGGGAUGACUGGGUGCUGAUUCAGUGUGUCAGGCGGUUGCAACCUUUUAGUGUGGUGGUCAGUCAGGAUUCGGGUAGAGUUCAAACGGGGGGUCUGUAGUAGUGGUCGUGCACAGGACUGAUCUAUCACCUUCAAAAGCUGGCCUGCUGCACCCAGGAGCAUCAUAAGUGGAUCUGGGUAUAUCUGAUUGAGAAGGAAGUGCAUCAGGCCAGUGGUUGGUGGUUAAUUAACCCAGGUAAUUAACUCCCACUAUGGCCAGUUUUGGAGUCCCUGGGUGGUACAAACAAUUACAUGGCUCUGCUGCUAGCUAAAGGGUUAGAGGCCUGAGUCCACCCAGAGGCAGCUGAGGAGAAAGGCCUGGUGAGCUACUACGGAAAAAUCAGCCAUUGAAAACCCUAUGGAGCACAGUUCUACUCUGACACACGUGGGGUUCUCCUGAGUAGGAAUUGACGCCACAGCAACCGUUUCUUUCUUCUUUUUUUAAUGGAUGGUUUCAAGCUACCCGUGUGCUGUCCCUGAAGGAGAUGUCCAGGGUAGAAGCCCCCCAGCUGUCACGGUGCAAGCCCUCUCCAGCAGCCCUGCACAGAGCUGGCCACGCCCAUCUCAGCCAACUGGGCUCCUUCCUUCGCACCUGGCCUAGUUUUGCUUCUUGCUUGUUUAAGUAGAGAGGUAUGGAGCUGAAGGGGAGGGAAGGGCAGGCAUGCCUGCUCCCUCUGUCCUGUACUGGGCAGAAGUAAAGGUUCCCUCCCAAGACACACUUCCUCUCAGGGCACUUCCAUACUGACUAGCAAGUUCAUUUUCCCCACAAGCUGAAACAAAACAAAGAGAACUCUCUCAAGUGCGCCUUCAGCCCUUCAGCGGAGGGCCCUGUUUUAAAGGGAUCUGAGAGCGCAGCCCCGAAAGCCCUGACAUCUGGUCUGCCUCACACUCACUCUGGUGAGCUAAGGAGGCUCUGUCAGUGGUGAGCGACGACCAGUCCCUCUUUGACUCCACAUACGGAGCAGCGGCCCACCUGCCCAAGGCCGACAUGACCGCCUCAGGGAAUCCCGACUAUGGCCAGCCCCACAAGAUCAACCCUCUCCCGCCGCAGCAGGAGUGGAUUAACCAGCCAGUGCGGGUCAACGUCAAGAGGGAGUACGACCACAUGAAUGGGUCCAGGGAGUCUCCGGUGGACUGCAGUGUUAGCAAAUGCAGCAAGCUCGUUGGUGGAGGCGAGUCCAACCCCAUGAACUACAACACCUACAUGGAUGAGAAGAAUGGCCCCCCUCCUCCCAACAUGACCACCAACGAGCGGAGAGUCAUCGUCCCUGCAGACCCCACGCUCUGGACGCAGGAGCAUGUGCGGCAGUGGCUGGAGUGGGCCAUCAAGGAGUACGGCCUGAUGGAGAUCGACACCUCCUUCUUCCAGAACAUGGACGGCAAGGAACUGUGUAAAAUGAACAAAGAGGACUUCCUCCGCGCCACCUCCCUCUACAACACCGAAGUCCUGUUGUCACACCUCAGUUACCUCAGGGAAAGUUCACUGCUGGCCUAUAAUACAACCUCCCACACAGACCAGUCAUCACGGCUGAGUGUUAAAGAAGAUCCUUCUUAUGACUCAGUCAGGAGAGGAGGAUGGGGCAAUAACAUGAAUUCUGGCCUCAACAAAAGUCCUCCCCUUGGAGGAGCACAAACGAUGAGUAAGAAUACUGAGCAACGGCCCCAACCAGAUCCAUAUCAGAUCCUGGGCCCAACCAGCAGUCGCCUAGCCAAUCCUGGAAGCGGGCAGAUCCAGCUGUGGCAAUUCCUCCUUGAGCUGCUUUCUGAUAGUGCCAACGCCAGCUGUAUCACCUGGGAGGGCACCAACGGGGAGUUCAAAAUGACGGACCCCGAUGAGGUGGCCAGACGCUGGGGGGAGCGGAAGAGCAAGCCCAACAUGAAUUACGACAAGUUGAGCCGGGCCCUCCGAUAUUACUAUGACAAAAACAUUAUGACCAAAGUGCAUGGCAAAAGGUAUGCCUACAAAUUUGACUUCCACGGCAUCGCCCAGGCCCUGCAGCCACAUCCGACUGAGUCGUCCAUGUACAAGUACCCUUCUGACAUCCCCUACAUGCCUUCCUACCACACCCACCAACAGAAGGUGAACUUUGUCCCUCCCCACCCCUCCUCCAUGCCGGUCACUUCCUCCAGCUUCUUCGGAGCAGCGUCACAAUACUGGACCUCCCCCACUGGCGGGAUCUACCCCAACCCCAAUGUCCCCCGCCACCCUAACACCCACGUGCCCUCACACUUAGGCAGCUACUACUAGAAGCUUAAUCGUCGGUGGCCUUCUAGCCAAAGCCCUGGCUCUCCCGCUCCCAGGACACUUUGGACUCUAAGGACACACGCGGCCUUGAAGAGCAAACAAAACUGGAUGUUCUUUCUUGUUGGAUAGAACCUUUGUAUUUGUUCUUUAAAAACAAUUUUUUUUUAAUGUUGGUAACUUUUGCUUCCUCUACCUUCAACAAAGAGAUGGGUAAUUCCAUGGGCCAGUACUCCAAUUUGGAUUCUCAACCUCCUAUCAUCUUAUGAAUUAAACGUUUAGAUUACUGGAAUGGUUUUAUACAGUUCUGGGACAGAAACUGUAAAAUCUCUUUAUAUUUUUAUGACCAAAGCAGAUUCUUAACAACACACGGGUCUCAUCAUGGACCCUGUGGGGUUCGGUGUGGUAAAGAAUCAUGGGCUUAUCCAGUCAUGUUCUUGUUUGAGUGUUAGUGAAAACACAGGCAAGAAGCUUAUGAUCUUCUUUUAGGAGGACUUAAUUCAGUGGAUGGCAACUGGAACGUUGGCUGUAAGGCCAGUGAGAACUCAACUGGAAUUUAAAAGAAAGAACACGUGUGUGCAUUUAAGAAGCCAUGGGCAUUGCAAAAGCCUUCUUAAUGGUAAGAUGCACUAGGCUGACCAUUGUCUCUAGAAAUAGUCAAGAUAGAAAAUACAGAACUUUAAUGCUAAUACAGGCAUUACAGAAAGACAGAAUUAAAUAGCUAAUUUUUUUUUUUUUAAUAAUGACAGUGGGUCCCAGAACUUGGAAGAGUCUUAGGGAUUUCUAAAUACAAGCAGAUUCGCAAGCGCUGUGCGUUUGUCAGACCGUCAGUCCAGGGUCAACCAACCAGAAGGCAACUUACUGUAUAAAUUAUGCAGAGUUAUUUUGCUAUAUCUCACAGUAUUAAAAAUAAGUAAAUAAAAAAUUAAAAAGAAUAAAUAAACGAGUUGACCUCGGUCACAAAUACAAUUUUACUAUCAAAUCAGUCGUCGUUAUUUUUUUAAGUGUAAUUUGUACAUCUUUUGUCAAUCUGUACAUUUGGGCUGUUUGUAUGUUUUUAUAGCUGGUUUUUAAAAAGCAUAAUGUGACUGUUGUGAAAAACAGGAUGUUGUGGAGUCACCGACUUAGUAGAAAGAGAAGCACUGGCGCAGUUAUUUAACAGGAGUGCACAAGGAGGUAAAAGCAAUCCACUUAAAUCAGUAAUGCUUGGAAAUAUCUGUAAAUAACAGGACUGCAAUAAUCACAACUUGGAAAAAAGAAACCAAACUUUCCCUUGUGGAUACGAGGGACCUUCCUGCUCCAUAUACGCAAUAUAUUUUUUAGAUAUUAAAAUAUAUAUAAUUUUUCAGGUAAUCGUUGACUUUUUUAACUAUAUUAAGUGUUAAGCUGACAACUGUCAAUGAAGACUAUGUUGUAAAAUAAUUUGACUAAAUAAAUUGUGCCUUCUUCUCCCAGAAGUGAUGACACUGUUUUCUUAUUUACCCCGUUAUAUCAAAGAGGUUUCUCAGGGGAAAAUGUCUAUUUACCUCUUGCACCAUCAAGAAUUUUUCAAAUGUACACUGCAGUACAGCAAAAGGUACAAAACCAAUGUAUUUUGUUGUUGGUGGUGGUAUUGUUGAUGAAGAUGUUUUAGAAAUGUGUUAUUUAAGUCUUUCUCCAGCCUCAGAGAGUUAAUAAGAUGGCAGCCAAAGCCAGUAGUAAUCUGUGUCCAAGAACCAGAACGAAGAAACUUGUUUCAAAUUGCUUCACUGUUAAAUAGCUUGUUUUCAUUUCGUCUAUAUUAUAAUGCAAGGGAAUGAGAUCUGGAAGUUCCUUGAUGUUGCAAGGAAUUAGGUCCCUCCAGGGUAGUCUUAUCCAUUAAAUCUCACUCUGUUGCAUCCACUAAGCACUGAGAACCCAGGUGGCCAUCCUCCUGAUACUCAAAAAGAGAAUAAGAUUACCUGCUUCCUUCUGGUCCCAAGCUGGGAUUUUAUAACCCACGUGGAGUUUUACAGUCUUUUCUCUUCCAAGGAAGAGACUUGCUUCAAAUCGCUUCACUGUUAGAUAGCUUGUUUUCAUUUCUUCUAUAUUAUAAUGCAAGAGAAUGAGAUCUGGAAAGUCCUUGAUAUUGCAAGUAAUUAGACACACAGCCUUGAUAACCUUCCCUGGGUAGCACUGAGUACCUUCUAGACAACUUGUCUACCUAAAUGAAAUGGAAGUGUUCCAAAACAUUGGUCUCCAUUUUUUUUUAAAUCUUGCAUCUACCAUUAAAUUUGUUAAGCAUGUAUUCCCAAUAUAUGCACAUUGAUUUAUUUAUGAACCAUAUACACAAACUGUCACAUUAAUUUUAUAUUAUAAAGCUAACACAAAAGUAUUUUAAAGAAUGAUAUAAAAAUACAUUGAUCAAACAUGGGUACAAAUGCACAAAUAACAGAAGACAAAUUAGAAAACUGGAACCUCCUAAAAAUGAAAUACUUUUGCUCAUAAAAGAAUUUAUCAAAAGAGUAAACAGAGAACCUACAGACUGGGAAAAAAUCUUCAGGAACAAAAAAAUCUCAUAAGGGUCUAAUCUCUAAAAUCUAUAGAAAACUUCAACAACUCAACAACAUAAAGACAAUCCAGUUUGAAAAUGGGCAAAAGACAUGAACAGACACUUCACCAAAGAGGACCUUCAAGCAGCCAACAAACACAUGAAAAGAUGCUCAGGAUCAUUAACCAUUAAAGAGAUGCAAAUCAAAACUACAGUGAGAUACUAUCUCAAUCCUGCAAAAAUGGCACUGAUCAAAAAAAAAAAAAAACAGAAAACAACAAA